This is a messenger RNA of Clupea harengus (Atlantic herring), 3332 nucleotides long. It is a transcript of the gene fbxl5, whose product is annotated as F-box and leucine rich repeat protein 5. Gene Ontology annotation, molecular function: protein binding. The record is from RefSeq and is a predicted model, not a curated record. Lineage: Eukaryota; Metazoa; Chordata; Actinopteri; Clupeiformes; Clupeidae. Gene Ontology annotation, cellular component: SCF ubiquitin ligase complex. Gene Ontology annotation, biological process: SCF-dependent proteasomal ubiquitin-dependent protein catabolic process; intracellular iron ion homeostasis.
GUCGGAUAUGGAUUGGACAAACAUGUAGACUAUAGACAGCUAGGCUAGCAAGUUUUCCGUCGCUCAAGUCGCGGGAUCAUAGUGGAGUUCUUCGUUUGUUGUGGUAUGGAGUGAAGAUGGCUCCUUUUCCUGACGAGGUGGACGUUUUUACAGGCCCACACUGGCGUAUGAAACAGUUGGUGGGUCUGUAUUGUGAAAAGCUCUCGAAAACCAACUUCUCCAACAACAAUGAUUUCAGAUCGUUUCUGCAGUCUCUCUGUGCUACAUUCAAAGAGUUCAAAAUGCACGAACAGAUCGAGAACGAGUACAUCAUUGGACUGCUGCAGCAACGUAGCCACACUGUCUAUAAUGUGCACUCAGACAACAAGCUCUCCGAGAUGUUGACGCUCUUUGAGAAAGGACUCCGGAGUGUCAAGAGCGAGUACGAACAGCUGAAUUAUGCGCGUCAGCUGAAGGAGAGACUGGAGGCCUUCACUCAGGACUUCCUUCCCCAUAUGAAGGAAGAGGAGGAGGUCUUCCAGCCCAUGCUGAUGGAGUACUUCACCUACGAGGAGCUGAAGGACAUCAAGAAGCAGGUGAUCGCCCAGCACUGCCGGCAGCAGAGGUGGGACUGCGCGGCCGAGGUGCUCAAAGGCUUCAGUCUGCUCAACCAGGCCGAGGAGCUGCACAAGGUCUUCAAAUACUCAGACCACGAGAAGACAGGUGACGAGUUGGAGAAGGGGUCCGAAUCGGCCCAUAUCUCCCAGCUCCCCGUGGAGGUUCUGCUCAAGCUGUUCAGAUACCUGGGCCCAGAGGACCUGUGUCGCUGCGGGCAGGUUUCCACCACCUGGUCAAAUGUGGCCAAGACUGGCUCUCUGUGGAAGCACCUAUACCCAGUCCGCUGGGCUAGAGGUGACUACUACCACGGCCCCCCGGGAGAGAUGGAUCAGGAGCCGGACGACGAUUGGGUGAAGAGCCUGCAGGACGAGGGCCGAGCUUAUCAGGAGAAGGACGAAGACGCAGACGUGGAUGAGUCUGAAGAGGCCUCAGAGGAAAGUCCAGCUAUCAGUGCAGUUCAGCGAGAGAAGCAGCUGCUGAAUGGGAUGAUCCAGCACCUUCUGCCCAUCGUGGGCCCUUCCGUCAGGUCCAUCGUCCUGGCAUACAGCUUUGCAGUAUCCAGUAAAAUGGUCCGCCAGAUCCUCGCCCUUUGCCCCAAUCUCACCUACCUGGACUUGACCCAGACUGAUGUCACCGACUCUGCAUUUGACAGUUGGGCCUCUCUAGGUGUGUGUAGUUCUCUGGAGCACCUGGACCUGUCCGGCUGCGAGAAGAUCACAGACCACACCAUGAAGAGGCUUUCCCUGGGCUUGGGGGACCUGGCCUCCACCUCCUUUCCCAGAAACAGCCCACAGCGCAAGGCCAAGCUGCUGGCAGGUCCCCCCUCUCCCAUCAGGCUCCAGCAUGAUGCCCCCAUCUGCCCCAUCGGGAGGGGCAGGCAGGCGCUCAUCUUCAAGAGGAGGCCCGGUGGCUGUGGCAACAGCUUCGGACCGGCGCCUGUCUGGGUACUGGACCCAUCCGAGCUGGUUGAUAUUGAGGACGCGGCGGAGUGGAGCCGGCGUGGGGGAUUGGGCCCGGCCCUGGAAACCCCGGGCGGGCCCCUGGAGGGCCAGUGCUGCUGCAGAAGGAGCCGCACGCGAGGCUUCAGAACUGGUAAUGGUAGUGGCGGCAGCACUGGCGCCCCCUACUGGCAGCAGCAGCUGCAGCAGCAUGCACCCUACAGAGAUGCCCAGUGUGGCCACUCCACCUGCUGCGGUGGAGCCCCUGCUCUAAGGACUUCAAAAGGGGGGCAGUGCAGCCCUCUGACCACAGGGAGCAGCACUGACUUUCGGACUAAGUGCCCUGCAGAGGGCCAGACAUGCCCCGGACAUGACAAACAAACUGACAAAUCAGACACCUUCCGCGGUCUCAGGUUUCUCAGUCUGUCUGGGUGCUAUCAGGUCACAGACCUGGGCUUGAGGGCCCUGUCUCAGCGCGGAGGCCUCCCGGUCGUGGAGCACCUGAACCUGUCGGGCUGCCUCUUCAUCACCGAGGUGGGGCUGCAGGAGCUGGUGUCCGCCUGUCCGGCACUCAACGACGAGCACUUCUACUACUGUGACAACAUCAACGGUCCCCAUGCUGAGACGGCCAGCGGCUGCCAGAACCUGCAGUGUGGCUUCAGGGCAUGCUGCCGCUCUGGAGAGUAGAGCCCCAGCAUCCUCUUCUCCCCUCUUCCAUCUCGUGUGUGUGUGUGUGUGCUCUCCUGUAGAUCACUCUCCCACUCCUCUCAUACGUGCACUUUAAAUCUAGGAACACCAUCGGCUGUGCUCCCUUUUUUUUUCUUUUUGUUUUUCCCCCGACCUGCUAAAAUUCCUGAAAUGUCAUUUCCAUCUGUAUCUCUUGAGACAUAAUAUUCCUAAAUAGGGAGAGUGAACAUCUGUAUAUGCAGAUCUGUUGGAAACCGGUGAAGAUGUUUAAUCUGGUUCUCUCUGUUCUCCUAUAGGGCGGGGGUGAGAUGGUGAUAUCAUCCUGUAGUUUGGGGCAUUGCAUUUUAAAACUAACAUUUUGAGCUUCACUUAGUUAUGUUUUUUUUUUCCUUAGGGAUUCUUUCCAUCUUAUUUUUUUCCCCAGAAGUUCACAGCAUAGCUUGUAUUUUCUGAGAAGAUCUUCUCAUAGAAGCUCUCAUAGACUUCAUAGAUCAGCAUGCCACACGUUACCAUUUGAAACCUUCCUUCGUCAGUCACACAGAUAGUUACACCUUAUUGAGAUGAUUAUGAACCCCCUAUAUUGGACACAUGCAAAACCAUUGCACUUCAGCUAGGUUACAUAUAGGUUACAUGUUAGGAUGGGAUCUCAAGGAAAUCAAUGCAGUCCUACAAAAGGUCGUAGUUUAAAUUCUGCCAUUAUGUCAUUUCAAGUUACCAGCAGACUUAUUGGUUAGUUUUAUAAUGUUAUAGGCUCAGUUUUUGGAGUCAUCUGAAUUGUUUUCCUCACUCCAUAUCUGGUUUUGGAUGAUUUGGAUUGAAUGAAUAAAUGAUUUGCAUUGGAAUAUUUUGAAUGAUUGAAUAGCACAUCCUGUUCUUGAGCAGUGUGUUGAUUUUUCAACUGAAUUGGCCAGCAUUCGUAAAAUGAAUGUGUGAUUAAACGUUGAUUCCCGAUGUCAGGCCAAGCAAAUGUAAUGAUUCCUGAAGCAUCAUAAAUGUCUUCAGAAUUAGGGUGCCAAACAUAAGCCUCUCAUUCAGUUUGGCCUGAGGCCUUCACAUGCAUGGGGGGGGGGGGGGGGCGAAAUUGUUUCAAUAAACCAUUCUAAAGCUGAA